AUGCUCACGCUCCGGCCGCUCCACCCGCCAGGCGCCGAGGCGCUUGUGGGCCUUGCUUGCCUGCUGGCGGUGUCGCUCCACGAGCGCUUCAAGGCGGUCUGGCGGCAGAGCUGGUAUCCUGAGAGGGACGGGAGCACAUGGGUCACCGCGCGCACCCAGUGCUCCGAGUCCGACGGCGCCCUCUACGACGCGCACAUCCGGGCGGUGAAGCUGCAGGCCAAGACCACAGGCAAGGCGGAGGUGGACCUGUUUCACAACUUGUGCUGGGGGCACGGGAAGGUGGCCCUCGGCAGGUAUCCGCCCGAGCUUGACGGCGCGGAUGCCGCGAAUCUCGCGUUUCUGCUUUUCGCCGACGCCGAGAGGGGACGAACGGGCCGCCCAAGGGGAAUGCAGAGAGCGGCGCUCCGUAGUGCGGGCCGGCGCGGCGCCGCGGCGGCGCGUCGCGGCACUGCGAGGCGACCGCUGUCGACCAAGACCGCGCCGCACCCCUUCGAAUCCUUCCUCUCGGGCACCUCCUCCAACUACGUCGAGGAGAUGUACGCCGCAUACAAGGCGUCCCCGGAGUCGGUGCACGUGUCGUGGCGGUCCGUGUUUGCGGCGAUGGACAAGGGCGUCCCUGCGGGCGCCAUCUUCACGCCUCCUCCCACCAUCAACGCCGGCGCAACCCUAACGUCUGCGGCCGUCGCUCCCGCGGACGCUGCUGCAGCGCAGGACCACGUCAAGGUGAUGCAGCUGGUGCAGGCCUUCCAGAGCCGCGGGCACAACAUCUGCGACCUGGAUCCGCUCGGCAUGUACGACGCCGACCUCGACGGCUCGAUGCCGCCCGAGCUCGAGCU
Molecule: messenger RNA, 836 nt
Organism: Emiliania huxleyi CCMP1516
Lineage: Eukaryota; Haptophyta; Isochrysidales; Noelaerhabdaceae
Product: alpha-ketoglutarate dehydrogenase
Exons: 1
Biological process (GO): tricarboxylic acid cycle
Cellular component (GO): mitochondrion; oxoglutarate dehydrogenase complex
Molecular function (GO): oxoglutarate dehydrogenase (succinyl-transferring) activity; thiamine pyrophosphate binding
Source: RefSeq, a predicted model, not a curated record